Molecule: messenger RNA, 5836 nt
Organism: Esox lucius (northern pike)
Lineage: Eukaryota; Metazoa; Chordata; Actinopteri; Esociformes; Esocidae
Gene: nup153
Product: nucleoporin 153
Exons: 21
Coding region: 95-4429 (1444 amino acids)
Biological process (GO): protein import into nucleus; RNA export from nucleus
Cellular component (GO): nuclear pore
Molecular function (GO): structural constituent of nuclear pore
Source: RefSeq, a predicted model, not a curated record
GGUAUGUUGGAGGAGUGAACGCGCGGAACUCCUCUGUUAGUGCUAUGACAGGACUCCUAUCCGGCGCGUAGUCGAGUCUAUAUUCAAUCUAGCCAUGGCGGCCACGGGUGGAGGGAAAAUUAGAAGCAGAAGAUAUCAUAUUGCUUCUAAACCUUACGCCAAAAGCAAACAGCAGCCGUCGGGGCUGAUUAGUCGAGUCACAGACACGGUGAAGAGCAUCGUUCCUUCCUGGCUACAGAAGUACUUCCGGAACGGGGAUGCUGCGGACGGGGGAGGGGUCAUGGCGGAGGCUGAGCAGAACAGCCGUGCCCCUCCCCCCAAUGGCAGCGAGGAGGUGGCACCCCUUCCUGAUGGACGGGACUCCCCAGAGCCCGGUCCCAGUUAUACAGAGCCUUCAACUAGCAGGGCAUCGCUGAACUUCCAGGAUGUUCUGUCGAGGCCCCCCCUCAAUCGCUCCCACCUUCACUUCCCUUCCCUGGAUGCCUCUUCGCCAUUGGCGGGCUCCAGCUCCAUGUUCCCUCAGCCCUCCACCUCCUCUGCCCCGUUUUCGGCGGGCGCCUUUGCCGGGGCAUCUUCUGGUUUCUCACUGGUGAAGGAGAUCAAGGACAACAGCUCCCAGCACGAGGACGAUAACAUCUCCACCACCAGUGGCUUCUCGUCACGCGCAUCAGAAAAAGAUGUCCCCAACUCUAAGACGGCGUCACUGCCCCAGCUGUGGUCCCCGGAGACAGAGCGCCCCCACUCAGGGCCCCAGCAGUCCCAGUCCGGUCUCAAGAAGCCGACCUUCAACCUGUCUGUCUUUGGGAGUUCCUCCACUUCUACGAUGAACAGUUCCGUGCUGAACUCCAGUCAGUUGGGGGGCUCUCCUUUUUACCCUGGGAAGACAACCUACGGGGGCGCAGCCGCUGUGAGGACGGCACGAUCCCGGACCGCCACGCCAUACCAGGCUCCCUUCCGGAGACAAAUCAAGGCCAAGCCAGCCGGGGCGCAGCCCUGUGGGGUGACCAGCGCCACGGCCCGGCGCAUUCUGCAGUCCCUGGAGCGCAUGUCCAGCCCCCUCGCUGACGCGAAGAGGAUCCCCUCUACGUCUUCCUCUCCCUCGUCAUCACAACUCGAUGGCAGUGCUACAGAAUUCUCGCAUUUUCAGGCCAGGAAGAAACGGCUGGACCAUGCCCUCCCCCCUGUCCAGAAGCUGGUGGUUCCGUCGGCCGCGGCUGUGUCGGGGAACCGCUCGAUGUCCUUCAAGCCCUCUCUGACCCCUGGGGGCCUUCCCCGGACCCCCAGAGAAACGCAUACGGGAAGAUCUCCCCUGGUGCCUUUUGCGGGUCCCUCUCAAGGCAGCAGUCUGCCCCUGUACCCUCUGUCCAGCACCCCUGCCCCCAGCAGCACCGCCGGAGGGGGCAAGAUGAAGAGGGAGCGCACCGGUGGGCGGCCGCCCUCCAAACAACCUGAAGACCAGAUUGUUGAGGUGCCGGACCUGCCGGCCAUUUCUCUGCCCAUCAGCACGUCCUUCACCCUGCCCGCCUUCAGCUUCACCACCUCCGCCACCACUGUCACGGUCACUGCCAGUGCCGCGCCCAUCGCACCUGCCCUGGAGGAGCCUGUCUGUAACAAGGUGUCCCCCUCUACGGCGCCCUCCACCCCUCCCUCCACCCCCUUUACCUUCUCCUCUCCCAUCGUCAUGGCAACGGCCGCUAGCCCACUUUCAUUCUCGCCAUCUUCUGGAUUCACCUUCAGUGCGCCUGUGGUGAAAACGGCUCCCACCAUGUCCAACGGCAGGACUGCCAGCCCAAAAGCAGCGGCAGUUAAACACGCCUCCAGUGAGAGCAUGGAGGAGUUUGAGGGGCCCUUUAAACCUGCCAAGGUCUUGAAACAGGGUAGCGUGAUGGACAUCCUCAAAGGACCCGGGUUUGCCUGUCCUGUUACUCGGACCUCCCCUGUUCCCAAAGCCCCCAUCACCCCUCCUCCCCUGGGGGAGAUGUUCAAAGCGCCGGUGGGCUCCUGGGACUGUGACGUUUGCAUGUUGCAGAACAAGUCCGCUGACUCGACAUGCGUGGCCUGCACCGCCCCGCGACCCAACUCAAAAACGGACAGUAAACCCUUAACGACCUCGUCUGGGCUGAACAACACCGCCACCACCACCACCACCACUGCUUCUUCUGGUUUUGGGUCGCUGUUCACGAAGCCCACUGGAAGCUGGGACUGUGACACGUGUUUGGUUCAGAACAAGCCGGAAACAGUCAAGUGUGUUGCCUGCGAGACGGCCAAGCCUGGGACCGGAGUUAAGGCCCCACUGACUUUACCCGCCUUCCCAGAGGCCAAGGCGGCUCCCCCUGCUGUUGGCCCCCUCGUGGGCUUUGGGGCCAUGUUCAAGAAGCCUGAGGGAGCGUGGGAGUGUGACGUGUGCUUGGUGCAGAACAAGGCCCCCGACGUCAAGUGUGUCUCGUGUACGAGUGCUAAGCCAGGAGCAGCUGCUCCCCCUCAGUCUCUAACCCCCUCCUCGGCCAGCAAUGCUGCUGUACUGGGCUUUGGGGACAAGUUCAAGAAGCCGCAGGGAGCGUGGGACUGUGAGGUGUGCUUUGUUCAGAACCAAGGGUCAGACCGGCAGUGUGUGGCCUGCCAGUCCGCUAAGCCCGGGGCCGAAGUUCAGACCAAAGCCUUCGGUUCCACGUCAUUUGGUAUCCAGUCCUCUACUGACUCCGGCACGGGGGGAUUUAAGUUUGGCACGGGGGCGAUAUCAGACUCUUCCUCCGGUGGUGGUGGUGGUGGUGGCGGCGGCGGCGGCGGCUUCAAAUUCGGCGGUGCCCUCUUGGAGUCGUCCUCCUCAGGGGGUUUCAAAUUUGGCGUGGCCUCCUCUGACUCCACCUCAACAGACAACGCCGGCUCCGCAGGCUUUAAAUUCAGCGGCUCCUCGGAGGGCUUCAAAUUUGGAGCUAACGCUGCUUCCUCUCCGGCGGCUGACAAGGGGGAGAAGGCCGGUGCUCCGAGCAUGGGGGCCGGGUUUAAAUUCGGUCUCACUGGUGGAAUUGCGUUUGGCGCUGCCAGCGUGGAGACCAAACCCGCGGAGGGAGGCUUCUCCUUUGGACUGUCAAAGCCGGAGGAGAAAACGACGUGCACAACUUCCACCUCCUCUACGUUCAGCCUCCCCACCUCCACGGAGAACCACACCGGAGCUCCUUCAGAACCGAGGACCUCAGCAGCCUCAUCAGCGACUCCCUCGUUUGGGAAGCCGACGGAGGCCACGCCUUCUGCCCUCGCCCCACCACUAGGGGGCAGCGUAUUCGUGGAAACCCCAGAGAAAGAGCAGGCCAAGCCGGCGGCCACUCCUUUUACCUUUGGGAAGCCUGAGGAGAAGAGUGGCUCUGCGGGUUCCGGGCUCCUGUUCACUGCUGCCAGUAAAGAGGCGGAGACUUCGGGUCCCUCUAUGGGCUUCUCCUUCAGUAAACCAGACCCGCCUAAAGAACAGCCCAAUGCUCCCGCCUUCGCCUUCGGGAAACUGGCAGAGAAGAGUGAACCCCCCGCCGCCGAAGCCCCUAAACCUUCAUUCAGCUUUGGGCAAAGCACGACAGAUGCGGUGUCCUCCAAGCCAGCGUUUGGUUUCUUGGCCAGCACCGCGACCCCCGCUUCUUCCUCCAGCACCCCCGCCACCAGCCUCUUCGGGACCCCCGGCAGCUCUUCCCCUGCCCCCAGUACCUUCCUCUUUGGGCAGAGUUCCUCAGGGGAGGCCCCCCCAUCCAAGACCUUCUUGUUCGGGCAGAGCCAGGACAGCCAACCCGGCCCGGCAGCCACCGCCCCUGUGGCCCCGGCUCAGCCCUUCCAGUUUGGGUCGGGCACUAACAACGCCACGGCCUCCUUCCCGUUCGGAGCUCCCGCGUCCUCUGCCACUUCGACUGCAGCUCCCGCCGCAGCUCCCUCUCUGUUCGUGUUCAGUCCCGCCUCCUCCGCCGGAUUUGGCCCUGGACAGGCUCCUGCCUUUGGCCAGGGAGCGUCCCAGCCCGGCGUCCCGGCGUUCGGCUCGCCCGCCCCUUCCCCCUUCUCCAACCCUGCCUCCCAGCCCCCUACCUUCGGGGCCAAGCCCAACUCUGUCCCGGUGUUUGGCCAGCAGGCCAACUCUGCACCGUCUUUUGGCUCAUCUGCCCCGUCUGCGCCAGGUGCCGGGUUCCAGUUUGGUGCCGCCAGCGUGUUCGGCGCCUCCAGUAACAACACCGGGGUGUUCGCUUUUGGCGGGGCGGCAGCAGGAUCCCCCGCCCCCUCAGUCACGCCCUCCAUGGCUCCUCAAACCGGUGCCCCUGGGGGGGGUUUCAACUUCGCGGCUCCCCCUAACUUUAAUAUUGGGUCAGCGAAGAGCACCAACCUGACCGCGGCUCCCGCUGCGCAGCACUCCAUCGCCGGGCGCAAGAUCAAAACCGCCGUCCGACGCAAGAAGUAAACGACCCAAGUGGGACUGGACUUGACCGUUGUAGUCAGGCUGGACUGCUUCUCUGGAUACUGACGUUCUUGGCAUGUGAAGGAAGAUGCUCUGGUUAAGCCCCGUAAUGGAGGGUGGUGUCGACGCUGCGCCGAGGCCUGGGCUCGGGGUGGGUGUCGGCACGCCGCGGAGCAGGGCUGAUCCUACGAGGCCGGUGUGACAACACUUCUUUUUAUAACUCAAAAUAAAAUACAAAAUGUGACGGCAACAACGCAAUCAAGUGAGAAACUUCUGCUUAACUGACAGGAAAGGUAUAUUUUCGACACCCGCGACGGUCCGCUAGAACUGAGGCAUGACUUUUCUUAAGAAUUCACAAAGGCAAAAACUGAAAUUUGAAAGAGUUGAUUGUGUAAAAAAAAAAAUUUAAUAAAAUAAAAAAAACGGUCUUGGCGUUGAUCGGUACGGGUGAAGAGGUUGCUGCCUGCGCACGUUCAUGCUGAGGUUAACGAGAACCAUGGUGCGUGUCCCAAACGGUGCCCUGUUCCUUAUAUAGUGCACUUUGUUUUAACCUGUGACUCCAGAGUAGUGCGCAGUGUGGGGUAGGGGAUAGGGUGCCAGUUGGGAUGCGGACGCAUGGUUGCUUCUGCGCUGAACGUUGCAUGGUUGUUUUUCCUGUGUACAGGUUUGAGGUGUGUUUGUUUCCUUUGUACGUGCGUGUGCGUGUGUGUGCGUGUGUGGCUCAAAAGUCUUAGGUGAGAAGCAUAUGAAUGUGUUUAAAUGGAGGAACUUGGUGUGAAAGAGGGGGCUGUUUCCCCUUCAUUUCGAGAGGUUGAAUCUGAAAGGUCCUCUGUAGGACUUUGUAAAUCUGUCGUUCCAAAUCUGUUCACCUGUUUAACUAUUUCUUUUUUUUUUUUUACUGUCUCGCUCCCAUCUCCUUUAUUCUUCUCUUGUGCUGUUGUCUGUCUCUUCCCAUUAUUCUGAUUCCCGUUCUUACCUGUGACCUCCUUUUGCCUCUCUUAAUUGGCCUUUCGAUAUUAUUAUAAAGUCUGUAAAUAUUUUUUUCAUUUUUUUUUUUAAUCUGUGAAGUUGAAUUUGUGUGUUAAACCAACUCUGCAUUCAGCGUUUUGCCGUUAGAAUUUAUUAUGUAAAUCCCUAUAUUCAAAGUUGCCUGAAAUCCAUUUAAAAUAAACUUAAAUGCAAAUUGGGGAACCUUUGAAGACUAAAGGUAUAUUGGCUUUUCUGAUCCACUUUUUUUGGACCAAAACCAGUAUUGUACAAAGUGUUAAGUAUAUAUUUUUCUAUUGCUUGUUUAAAUGGACUAGGGUGACUUUGGAUAAUAAGGAAGUCAAUUUUAUUUUAAAGCCAUGAUUAUUACUGGUUGAGUGAUACAUUAAAAACCAUGGGUAAUUACCAUAAUUAAAAAUAUAA